AUGGGGUGGCUCCGCAAGAACGAGCGAGAUCUCGACGGCGCGCUGGUCCAGCAGGCGCACACGGCGCUCGCACCGACGCUCCAUCGUGCCAGCUUGCUCACGUUCGCCCGCGACGGCCACGGGCGGCGGCGCGUGCGCGAGUCCGCGCUGCUCUCCGGCGACGCGUGCUUCUCCACCAAAGCGGGCGCGCUCGCCGCGGAACAGGUCGCGAACGGCAACCUGUACGACGAGAACGGCGAGCGGCGCGCCGGAGACGCGGAAACCGACCUGUGGGGCCCGGACAGCGCGGACAACUCCCACGCCGCGAGAGACGGCUGCCUUUCGCGGCGGUACCGCGGGCGCGGCGUGUCGGCCUUCGUGGUCGACCACGAGAUCCGCUACAGCCACGACGAGUUCCAGCCCGUGAACGACACAACCGGCCUCGCCUCCCGCGCCUCGGAGUUUUACGCACGCAGCGCGCAGCGCCACGCGCGGGGCGUGCCGCUCCACGGCACGCACGUCGCGGCGACGAUCGCGGGCCGGUCCGUCGGGUUCGCGCCGGACGCCAAGGUCCUCGGCUGCGCGGUCACGGGCGACCUGGGCGGCGUACGCGUCAUCGACUCAGCGGCUGUGGCCGAGGCGCUGGUCGCGGUGGCCAAGUCGCGCGCGCGGCCCGCGGUGGUCAGCAUGACCGCGGGCGCGACGGAGUACAGCUACGGCGCGCUCGACGCCGCGAUCGACCACAUCCUGGCCGAGGCGGGCGUCGUCGUGGUGCGUUCCGCCGGCAACGGCCGCGCGCUGUCGCACCUGCUCGCGGGCGGGCACUCGCAGCGCGCGCUGCACGUCGCCGCGGCGCGCAAGGCGCCGGACGGCGUCGCGCAGGACGACUCGUACACGAACUUCGGGCCGCUUGUUGGGGUGUUUGCGCCGGGCACGGGGGUGCUGUCCGCGUCGAACGCGCAGGACGAUGCGUACGCGGAGCUCACGGGGACGUCGAUGGCGGCGGCGGCGGUCGUCGGGGCCGUCGCGCAGUACCUCGAGCACUCCCCCGAGACGGCGGCGGACGCGGUCCGGCGCAUCGUGCAGCUCGCGGCGGCGCCGCUGCUGCCCGCGCACGCGCGGCGCGGGCGCGAGGCGUUCGGCGGCGCGGCGUGGACGGACGGGUACCUCCAGACGGGCCCGCUGGAGCGCGCGGCGGCGCUGUAUACGACGGCUACCGCCGUCGACGUCGUCAAGCUCGGCGCGACCGCGUACGUCACGCUGUACCUCCGGCAGCCGCUGACGGGCGCCGAGAGCGUCACCGUCGACGUGUCGGUGUCGCACCCGGACGCGAUACGGGCGACGCCGGCGCGCGUGACCUUUUCGCGCGGCACGAUGCCCUCGCCGGCCGGCGGCGUGACGGUCGCGAUCGAGACCAGCCGGCUCGGCGCGAGCGCGCCCGUCGCGUUCGUGGACUUCCGCGCGCGCAGCGCAGACCCCGCGUUUGACGGCGCGGUUCACGCCGUCGCCGUGCGCUGGCGCGCCGGGCCGGCCCGCGGCGCCACCGUCGGGAACGCCGUCGCGCUGACGUCCCUCGGCGCCCCCGGGCGCCCCGCGCGCGUCUGGCACGACCUCAACGAGAUGGAGCUGGUCUCGUCGGUGCGUGAGUUUGGCGACAUCGCCGACCGCUGGCUCGCCGGGACGGUGAAGAUCCUGUCGCGGAUGGACCCGCCUGGCCCGGACCUGCCGUUCGUGUGCCGCAACACCACGUCGCUGGUGGCGGACCGGGACUACUGGUUUGCGUUCUUCGUCGAGGGCGGGUGCGACGGCGGGUGCGCGCUCACGGUCGACACGUGCGGCACGCACUUCGACUCGGCGCUCAAGGUCUGGGACUACACCGACGUGCGGGCGCCGGAGGUGGUGGCGGACUGCACGCACAGCGGGCCCGGGGACGACGUUGGGCCCGGGGCGCGUGUGGAGUGGUUUCCGGGCUUCGAGGGGGGCAUGGCGGGGGAGGAGCGGUGGGAGGACGUGGAGUGCGGCCGUUUGGCGUCGAGGAUUGAGGCGCGGGUGUUCUCGGGGCGGCGGUACAUGGUGCAAAUUGGAAAACUGCUGUCAAGUCGGGCGCAGCGGCUGCAGCGCGUGCUGUCGCUGCACGCGCAGCUCGACGCCGCGAACGUGACGCUCUCGCAGUCGGAGAGCCGGAUCCUGGGCCACGAGCGGGGGCUGGAGGGGGGGAGUGUCGGGGGGGGUGUGGAGCCCGCGGAGCCCGACUCCCCCGUCGCGCCGGCGUCGGUGUACGGCCUCUCGCUGUCGAUCGUCGCGUCCUUCAGCACGGACGCGAAGGACGGCACGCUGACGGCGCGCGAGCGCGCCGCGAUCGUGACGGCCAUGGCCGGUGCCGCGGGCCUCGGUUCGACCGCCGCGCGCUUCGCGACGAACGUCUUCGUCCGCCUCGGCGCCCCACAGACCGAGCUCAACGCCACGGGCGGCCUCGCCGCGGAAACCGCCGGCCCGGGCCCCCAGCGGGCCAGCCGCGCCCUCCGCGCCGGCUCUGGGCACUACAACGUCACCGUGCGGGUCAGCGUCGGCACGCUCGCGCAAGCGAGCGUCGCGCACACGCAGUUCCUGAGCGCCGCCAGCUCCGGCGCGCUCGCCGCCGGCAUGCCCGGCCUGGCAACGGUCGAAGCGGCCACCGCAGACAUCGUGGAAGUUCCCGCCUAUGACGCGUUCGGGCCGAACCGGCCAGGGUUCCAGACGCAGCCGGCGGACUUCGGGGAGGCCGCGAGCGCGCCGGCGCCCGCGGACGGCUUCUCGCUGUUCGGUCUGCCCAAGCUGUGGUCGGUUGUUGUCGUCGCGGGCGGGGGGGUGUGUUGCCUCGCGGCGCUCGCGGGCGUGGUGGUCGUCGUGACGCACCGCCGCGUGCAGAAGGCCGCGCUCGAGCGCAUCUCGUCGGACCGCGCCCGCGUCGCAGAUAUCGAGGACGAGGGCGCGGAAGUAGUCGAUGGAAUCCGAAUCAGAAAUCGCCGAGCGACUGGUUGGCCCACCGACCCGUACACGGUCGGCGUCCCCGUCACGGUCCAGGACGCCAACGUCUUCGCGAUCGUCAGCCCCACCGGCGAGCGCGUGCGCGUCGACGACGCCCCCCCGCUCCCCGGCACCCCGCGCCAGGAGACGGCCGCUGCCCCUGCCGGCGGCGGCCCCUCGGGCAGCGACGACGGGGCCGUGCCGGCCGUGUCGAGCCCCCCGCUGCGCACGGGCAGCGGCGGCGAGAGCCGGCGCGCGCGGAGGUCCGCGUCGGUGACGCCGGCGGACGCGCGGCAAGCGCUGCCGGGGUCGCCGCCGCUGACGCCGUCGGGCGUGAGCCUGCCGCGGCUCGCAGGCGAGAGCAGCUCGACGCACAGGGACGCUGCGUCGUCGCGACGGAGCACCGCGAGCGCGGCGGGGUCGAAAAAGCAGGACGGCGACGACGCGUGA
This is a messenger RNA of Pedinophyceae sp. YPF-701, 3435 nucleotides long. The record is from the annotation of a GenBank genome assembly. NCBI's taxonomy places the organism in Eukaryota, Viridiplantae, Chlorophyta, Pedinophyceae.